GUUUGGUCUCAAGGUUACUCGCGCAAGGUUAUCCAUUUUCUUCUUUUGGAAUGAUAUCACUACUACUUACGGACUACUCAUCUAUCAUUUACACUCGUGAAUUUUCUACAAUAACCACUUCCAAUUCAUAAGAAAAUAUUAUUGAAGAACGAGUAUUUGACUAAAUGUUAUUUACAACGAAAAUACCAAGUCGAAUAAUCAUAUCAUUGGGUUGUUUCUUUCUAGUUCACUAUAUUUUUGGACAUUCGUUAUCUGACGUCGUUCAAAAUGUCUAUGUAAAUGCUUCUCAUCCAUCUGUAUCACUAUUCCCAGCUUCCAACUUAUCUUCACCUAAAAAUGAGCCGAGUACAAAUCAGACCACGCAAGCUAAAUGGCAGCAUUUAUGUCCAUAUAUGAAGUACAAGUGUAGUGAGUUACCAGGUUAUUGUCUUAUGUGCAAUUUCAAUACUUCAUGUGUUUAUGGCGCGGUAGUCAAUGUUACUUGCUUCCCCCGUCCAGGAGUUUAUUGCAAAGAUUCAAGUGGUAUAGCUCAAGAAAACCAAACUUCUCAAACUAAUUCAUCAGACUUUUCUUAUCCGAUGAAUGAUCAAACAAAUUACCUAAUUCAAAAACCGAUUGUGUGUCGAUUUUGCCACCAGUUAGGUGAUACUGAGAUUGUUUGUAUCGGUCGAACUAAUUGUCGUCAACCUAAUGUACCUCGGAGUUUUUAUGAAACGAAAUGUGAACCAUUUCCUCAUAUACUAUGCCUAGGACGAAGAGUAUUCAGGCGUAUGGUGCCUUGUGAUUGGUCUUCUGGUAAAAGUUAUGUACUAACUGUUAUCUUAAGUUUAUUUUUCGGUGGUUUGGGAGUUGAUCGUUUUUAUUUGGGCAUGUGGAUAGAAGGAUUAGGCAAAUUGUUUAGCUUCGGUGGUCUUGGUUUAUGGAGUAUCGUUGAUUUUAUCUUAAUUGUAUCCGGAUAUGUAAAGCCUCCUGGAGAUGCUGUAUACUGGUGAUAUAAUAGGACGCAACAGUGAUGUAAAUCACCCAUAUAAUUCAAGGUAAUUUAUACUUUUUACUACUUCCAAUAAUUUCAACAACUAUCUCGUGCUUUAAUUCUUCCUGUCUCCUAUAUAUAACUGUGUCCUUCAAGUGUUAGUUUCUAGUACUUGAACAUAUUUUAAUAACUUGUAUAUUUUUUAUGUAUUUGUUUCUGUUUCUUCUGAAAAUGUAAUCUUAAAUCUUUUUUUGCAAAUGUUCAUGGUUAUCCU
This is a messenger RNA of Schistosoma bovis, 1247 nucleotides long. The record is from the annotation of a GenBank genome assembly. NCBI's taxonomy places the organism in Eukaryota, Metazoa, Platyhelminthes, Trematoda, Strigeidida, Schistosomatidae.